AUGGACCAACUAAACAAUCCAAAACUAAGAAAAACUGCAUCUUCCUUAUCCAUUCUGAGCAAAACAAGGAAAAUAUCUCAAGAGCUACAAAGACCCCUCAAAAGAGCAACAUCGUUAAGCUACAGGGUCUUCACACCAACAAAUAUGGUCAUUCCUACCUCCCUGUCUUCUAAUUCUUUGUCUGCCCAUAAUCAUAGUAUCAAUGAACCCAACACUGCGACAUUGGGUAACUUCUCCACCCGUGCCAGUAAGGCUACAAGAAGGUUCAGAAGUUUGAGGAAAUUGAAAAUUAAACAUGCCGUUGAAACUCCAAGUACAUCGCCAAUUGGCAAUUUCACAUCUAGCGCAUUUGAAGUGAAUUUGAUUUCACCUCCUUCAUCUCCAAGGCAUUUACAGGAUGAAAAUGAUGAUGAGGAGGAAUCGACGAAUGAAUCUGAGACAUCCGUUUUUUCAAACGAUUAUAAUAACUACACAGAAAUAUCUUGCGAAACAUCUCCGAUUACUAAGAGAGACUUGAGAUUCAAACCUAUUCUAGGCGACCUAAGUAACUCUUUGUUUCCUGAUGAAUUGGAUCACCAUUUGUGGGUUUUCCAAGAAUCAGCAUCUCUACGAAGACAGUCCAAAAACUGCCAUAGAAUUUUUCAAAUUCCUGAAAUUUUGGAAUUAAUUCUAAGACACGUUUCCCAUGAUUAUACAUCUAAUAUUCCUGUGGAACCAAAAUUGAAAAGACGUCCUCCUUUAUCCUAUAACCAUUCAUUGAUACUCUAUGGAGAAGAAGAUGGGGAAAAAAUAUGGAAGAGAACAAAGUCCGGGGAGAUUAUUCCAACAAAACAACGUGCUGCUAAAAAUCCAAAUGUUCAUAAUUGUUUACUGGUUAACAAAUUAUGGAACUUUACAAUGCUAUCCAUAUUAAAUGAGAAUUUAUAUUUUGAAAACACCGAAAAAUUCAAAGUUUUUGCUAGUUCAUUGGAUGUGAUCAAAAAGCAACACAGCUUACAGCCUUUCUCAAUUGUUUUGCAUAAAAUUAAAACCUCCCAAUCAUCAAUUGAACAUUUCUCCAGUGCAAUAGAUCCAUACAGAUUAUCAUGGUUGGAAAUGUACAUUUGUCAAUCCAUUCUACCAUCAAUGAAAUUGAUAACAUCAGCCUUGGAAAAACUAAUACUUCCAGGGUGUACGUAUUUAACAGACGACUACUUAAGUAACAUUAUUUUCAAAACCCCAAAUUUGAAGACUUUAGACAUACGUGCAUGUGACCAAAUAACAGAUACCUCACUGUACUAUAUAUCGCAACAUUGUCCACAACUGGAGGUCUUAAAUUGUGGUCGACAUAGACGUGGUGAACUAAUCACUGAUAUUUCCAUCGGCCAAAUAGCAAGAAACUGUCCUUUGAAAACUAUUGGAAUUGCUGGGUGUGGAAUAUCCGAUUGGUCCAUCUGGGAAAUAGCUUUGAAUUGUAGUGCUACUCUAGAGAGGUUGAGUGUAAACUACUGUUGGAAACUUACAGAUUCUGGUAUCUGUAAAGUUUUGAAGACGGGCAUGUUGGAUGGACUAAAAGUCUUGGAGAUCAGAGGUCUGAACAUCGAAAAUGUCGAAGAAUUAGUUUAUUGGGAGAGGAGAAGUGCAAACAAAGGAAACAGGAAAGUUCUCAUUGAAGCAUGUGAGAGAAUCGAUAGAAUGAUUUAUGAUUUCCAAAAGCAGUUGCAUUUGGAGAUUAAUAGAAACAUAUUGAGCGAUUUGGGCAGUUGGUUAGAACAAUCUGAUUCUGACAUUGACCAUUCGGCAUUUUUACGACGUUUUGCUGAUGAUCUAUAA
Messenger RNA from Pichia kudriavzevii, 1812 nucleotides. RefSeq lists its product as uncharacterized. Gene Ontology annotation, cellular component: SCF ubiquitin ligase complex. The transcript has a single exon. Gene Ontology annotation, biological process: SCF-dependent proteasomal ubiquitin-dependent protein catabolic process. Lineage: Eukaryota; Fungi; Ascomycota; Pichiomycetes; Pichiales; Pichiaceae. The record is from RefSeq and is a predicted model, not a curated record. The coding region runs from base 1 to 1812 and encodes 603 amino acids.